AUGGCUUUCUACUAUAUCAUAGGUGCAGUAGUUAUCAUCUUCUUUUUGAAGCUUUUUGUUCUUAAACAACAAAGAAAUAACCAGCCUCCAAGCCCACCUUCACUUACUCUGAUAGGCCACCUUCAUUUGGUAAAAGAACCAAUGAAUAAAACCCUACGAGCUCUCUCUGCCAAGUAUGGUGAUGUAUUGCUUCUUAAACUUGGAGUUCGUAAAAUUCUCCUCAUAACUUCACCUUCAGCUGUCGAUGAAUGCUUCACGAAAAACGACAUCAUUUUCGCGAACCGCCCAUCCACGCUCUCUACAAAACAUUUCAGUUACAACAAUACAACAAUCAGCAUAGCCCCCUAUGGAGACCAUUGGUGCAACCUACGUCGCCUGGCGGCCUUAGAAAUCUUUUCCUCCACGCGUAUUGCCAUGUAUACCGGCACGCGCAGAAGGGAACUUAUGCUGAUUUUGAAGGAACUCUUGCGCAGUUGUAAGCAUGACGGAGGAUCAACAAAAGUGGAUUUGAAGUCAAAGUUCAUUGAGCUUGCUUUCAAUGUGCUUUCAAUGACUAUAGCUGGGAAAAGAUACUAUGGAGAAAAUGUAGUCGAUUCUGAGGAGGCGAGGAGGGUUAGAUUUGUAAUGAGGGAAAUGCUGGAAUACAGUGGGAAUACAAAUUUGGGUGACUUUUUGCCAUUUUUACAGUGGGUGGAUUUCCGCGGAUUGGAAAAAAGGUUUGCAAAUUUGAUGAAAAAGCUUGAUAAAUUCGUGCAGGAUUUGGUAAAUGAACGACGCGGAUUACUAAGUGAGAAAUUAUGUGAAAGCCAUGGCCAGUCUGAGAAGACAAUGAUAAAUCACUUGUUAUCACUGCAACAGAAGGAACCAGAUUAUUACACAGAUGAACUCAUCAAAGGAAUUAUUCUGGUGCUAUUGGUAGCAGGGACAGACACAAUGUCAAUAAGCAUGGAAUGGGCAAUGUCACUACUCCUAAAUCAUCCUGAAUCCAUCAACAAAAUCAAAGCUGAAAUAGAUGCUAACGUACCAGAGGAUCGUUUACUCGAUGAACAGGACCUGCCAAAAAUGAAAUACCUACCAAAUGUCAUCACUGAAACUCUACGUUUAUAUCCACCAGUUCCAUUUCUGAUCCCUCAUCAAGCUUCUGAAAACUGUACUGUUGGUGGUUAUGACAUAUCAAAGGGCACAAUGCUGCUAGUCAAUUUAUGGGCCAUUCACAGGGAUCCAAGAUUGUGGGAGAAGCCGACUGAGUUUAUCCCGGAGAGGCACGAAUUUAAGAAAGAAGAAGGGUAUAUGCUUCCGUUUGGAGCAGGAAGGCGUAAAUGCCCUGGCGGAGGUAUUACAAAUCGGGUGCUUGAAUUGACACUGGGGAUACUGAUUCAGGCGUUUGAAUGGGAGAGAGUGAGUGUAGAAAUGGUGGACAUGACUGAAGGCACUGGUUUCAGUAUAUCUAAAGUUAAGGCCUUGGAGGCUAUAUGCAAACCAAGGGAUGCCACUAUCAAGCAUUCUUUAGUUAUUUCUUGA
Fraxinus pennsylvanica is the source of this 1521-nucleotide messenger RNA. The record is from the annotation of a GenBank genome assembly. Lineage: Eukaryota; Viridiplantae; Streptophyta; Magnoliopsida; Lamiales; Oleaceae.